UAAUCAAGUGCUCCUCCCUUCUCCUUUUUAAAAAAUAACAUAAAAUCGAAAGUACCCUCACUAAUCUGGCAGAUCCCUCCCGGCUGUUCUCCCCCCAUUUCUCCAUUUUCUUCAAAUUUCUCCUCUCAAGAAUCCACCCACAAUCAUUUCUCUCUUUUCUGUCCUCUCUCCAUAGUCAUGAGCCUUUUCGGUCUCGGCAGGCAAGUACAAUUGAAUCAGAGGACAUUUCGUCCCAAAAAAAGUGCACCCUCGGGGAGUAAGGGUGCACAACUAAGGAAACACAUUGAUGCUACUUUGGGAAGUGGAAACUUAAGAGAAGCUGUAAGACUUCCACCAGGAGAGGAUACAAAUGAAUGGCUUGCUGUCAACACUGUGGAUUUCUUCAACCAGGUGAAUCUUCUUUAUGGCACAUUAACCGAGUUUUGUACACCGGACAGCUGUCCAACAAUGGCUGCAGGCCCAAAAUAUGAAUAUAGAUGGGCUGAUGGUGUGCAAAUCAAGAAGCCUAUAGAAGUAUCGGCUCCAAAAUAUGUGGAGUAUUUAAUGGAUUGGAUUGAGUCACAAUUGGAUGAUGAAUCCAUAUUUCCUCAAAAACUCGGUACACCAUUUCCUAACAAUUUUAGGGAUGUUGUGAAAACGAUAUUUAAACGUUUAUUUCGUGUAUAUGCUCAUAUUUAUCAUACACACUUUCAAAAGAUUGUGAGUCUCAAGGAGGAAGCACAUUUAAAUACAUGCUUUAAGCAUUUCAUAUUGUUUACAUGUGAGUUCUGUUUGAUUGACAACAAGGAGUUAGCUCCACUUCAAGAGCUUAUAGAAUCCAUUGUUAUCCCUCAUUGAAGAACCUCUUGAUUGGGUUGAUAGCUAAACUUGAAUCUAUUGAGGAACAUAAUAAGAUGGUGUGGUUAAAGAUGUCAAAUAUUUAUGUUGUGUUUUUUAUUCUAUUAUUUGAUCCCUUAAUGAAAAAGUUGUGAUUUGAAAUGUUCUAUUAA
Lactuca sativa (garden lettuce) is the source of this 989-nucleotide messenger RNA. NCBI's taxonomy places the organism in Eukaryota, Viridiplantae, Streptophyta, Magnoliopsida, Asterales, Asteraceae. The record is from RefSeq and is a predicted model, not a curated record.